AAGCACCAAGCAGGAGAAGACCGCAGCGCAGAGAGAGAGAGAGGGGUGGCAGCGAAAACCCAAACGGCAACGGCAACGGCAACAGAAACGAGAACCCAAAACCCGCGCGGCGCCUCAAAAACCACCCAAAGCGAAGAGCGCGGGGCAGAGAAACCAGAGCAAAGCAGCCCAGGCAGGAAGCAGAGAGCCACCACCACCGCCGCGGCGGCAUCGGCGACACACUACGCUGCCCAAGCAGCGAGCAGAGCCCACACCGCCUCGGCACCUCCCCCAUCCGCUUCCUGACCCAGCGCCUCAUCGAUUGCGAUGAUGAAGAUUCCUUCACGCGCGCCUGCCCCCUACUCGCCGUCGUUCCUAUCCGUAUAAACCCUCCCCAUUUCUCUCCUCCUAUUUCCCCCCAACCCCAACCCCUCCCUCUUGGAGAUUUUGGGGAAAAUUUUGAAUUUUGAAUAGGAGUAGAAUCGGCGGCCGCCUCCCGUGCCGAGGGAUGGCCAAGGCGGAGAAGCUGGUGGUGGAGGUGGUGGCGGCGCACAACCUCAUGCCCAAAGACGGCCAGGGCUCCUCGUCGCCGUACGUGGAGGUGGAGUUCGAGCACCAGAAGCGCCGCACGCGGGCCAGGCCCAAGGAGCUCAACCCCGUCUGGAACGAGCGCCUCGUCUUUCCCGUCUCCGACCCCGACGACCUGCCCUACCGCGCCAUCGACGUUGGGGUAUACAACGACCGCGGCGCCGCCGUCGGCGGAGGCGGCGCUCCGCACGGGCGGAACUUCCUCGGCAAGGUGCGCGUCCCGUCCGCCGGCGUGCCGGCGCCCGGCGAGGAGGCAGUACCGCAGCUCUUCACCCUCGAGAAGCGCAGCCUCUUCUCCCACAUCCGCGGCGAGAUCACCCUCAAGAUUUACCGCGUCAACUCCGGCGACGUCGUCGUCAAGUCCAAGCAGGAGAAGCCGGCGAAGGCGGUGGUGGUUGGGCCGGAGGUGGUGGCGGCGCCGACGGUGACUGGGCCCAAGAAGCAGCCGCACUCGCACCCACACCCACCGCCGCCGCAGCAGCAGCACCAGCGCCAUCCUCUGGCGGCCGUGCAGCCGCCGCCGGAGCCGCCCAUGGAUGUCAUGCCGCAACCGCCGGUCCCGAUGGCUAUGAAGCCGGUGGCGAUGCACGCGGACCCUUACCCCGUCCCGCCCAUGUUCUCCGGCCCUGCGGACUUCUCGCUGAAGGAGACGCGGCCCCGCCUCGGCAGCGGCGUCGUCGCCGACAAGGCGAGCGCGACCUACGACCUGGUGGAGCAGGUGGAGUACCUCUACGUGCGCGUGGUGCGCGCGCGCGGCGUGCCCAUGGCGACCGAGGCCGUCGCCGAGGUCAAGCUUGGCAACUACCGCGGCGUGACGCCGGCCGUCCCUUCGCACAACUGGGACCAGGUGUUCGCCUUCUCCAGGGAGACCAUCCAGUCGUCGUUCGUGGAGGUGUUCGUGCGCGCGCGGGGCAGCGACGACCACGUCGGCCGCGUCUGGUUCGACCUAUCCGAGGUUCCGCGCCGCGCGCCGCCCGACAGCACGCUCGCCCCGCAGUGGUACAGCAUGGAGGACCGCAAGGGACAGCGCGGCGGCGCGGAGGUGAUGCUCGCCGUCUGGUUCGGCACCCAGGCCGACGAGUCGUUCGCGGAGGCCUGGCACUCCAAGGCCGCCGGCGUCCACGGCAACGGGGCGCUUGGCUCCAUCAGGUCCAAGGUGUACGUCGCGCCCAAGCUCUGGUAUCUUCGUGUCUCCGUGAUUGAAGGGCAGGACCUGUUCCCCAUGGACAAGGGCCCGUUGGCGAUCGGUCGAUUCCCGGAGCUCUUCGUGCGUGCGCAGGUGGGGAGCCAGAUCAUGCGCACACGGCCGGCGCCGGUGGUGUCGACACGGGGACCUGCGAGUCCAUUCUGGAAUGAAGACCUGAUGUUCGUGGUGGCUGAGCCAUUUGAGGAGUUCCUUGUUCUGUCCGUGGAAGAUCGUGUGUCGCCAGGCCGUGAUGAGUUGCUUGGCCGGCUCGUCGUGCCGGUGUCUGCCAUUGAGAGGCGGUGGGAUUGGAAGCCAGUGGUUUCCAGGUGGUUCGGGCUGGACUGUGGUACUGGUGGUGGGGGCAAUGUUGCUGGCAACAGUGUGCACAGGUUCGGGAGCCGCCGUGUGCAUCUCCGGCUAAGUCUUGAUGGCGGUUACCAUGUUCUGGAUGAGGCUACAGCUUACAGCAGCGACCUCCAGCCUACAGCAAAACAGCUAUGGAAGCCACAUGUUGGAGUGCUCGAGCUUGGUGUUCUUGGUGCCACUGGCCUGAUGCCAAUGAAGUCACGUGAUGGUGGUAGGGGCGCGACGACGGAUGCUUAUUGCGUUGCAAAGUACGGCCAGAAGUGGAUCCGCACACGCACCAUUGUUGACUCGUUGUGCCCCCGGUGGAACGAGCAGUACACAUGGGACGUGUUCGACCCCUGCACCGUCAUCACUGUAGGUGUGUUUGACAAUUGCCAUGUUGACGGCGCAUCUGGGAGUGCUGCUCGUGACAGUUGCAUUGGCAAGGUCCGUAUCCGGCUCUCGACAUUGGAGACUGAUAGGGUGUAUACCCAUGCCUACCCUCUGCUGAUGCUGCAUCCAACGGGGGUGAAGAAGAUGGGGGAGCUUCACCUAGCCGUGCGCUUCGCCUGUGGCAACGCCGGCAACAUGUUCCAUGCCUAUGCACACCCAUUGCUUCCGAAGAUGCACUAUGCAGAGCCACUCCUCGUGCGCCAGGUCGAGACCCUUCGGUGUCAGGCCACCAACGUGGUUGCGGCCCGGCUUGGACGUGCCGAGCCACCCCUCGGCAAGGAGGUUGUCGAGUACAUGCUUGACCAUCGCUCAAGCCUGUGGAGCAUGCGGCGCAGCAAGGCAAACUUCUUCCGCCUCAUCAAUGUGCUCUCUGGCCCUGUUGCUAUCGGGAGGUGGUUCGAGCUCGUCCGCUCUUGGCAGCGCCCGGUGCACUCAUGCCUGGCCGUGUUCACGUUCCUGGUGUUCCUCGCAACGCCGGAGCUGGUUCUUCCGACAGCCUUUCUGGCCAUGGCGUUCGCUGGGCUCUGGAGGUACAGAGGCCGCCCAAGGCACCCGCCUCACAUGGAGAUGAGGCUGUCUCACGCGGACGGAGCCACCGCAGACGAGCUGGACGAGGAGUUCGACACGUUCCCUUCGACCCGCGGCGACGUCGUGCGUUUCCGGUACGACCGCCUCCGCAGCGUGGCCGGGAGGGUCCAGACGGUGGUGGGCGACAUCGCGACGCAGGGCGAGAGGAUGCAGGCCGUCCUGAGCUGGCGUGACCCGAGGGCGACGCUGCUCUUCGCCGUCGCCUGCGUCGCUGCCGCGGUGAUCGCGUAUUGCGUUCCCACGAAGGUGAUGGUUGGGAUGUGGGGCCUCUACGCCAUGCGUCCGCCGAGGUUCAGGAGCAGGAUGCCUUCCCCGCUGAUGAACUUCUUCCGAAGGCUUCCUUCCAGGGCUGAUAUCCUGCUCUGAUCCUUCCUACUGCUGUCUGGCCGGCUGGCAGUGGAUAAGUCAGUUUGGCCCUCUGAUUCAGUUAGGCGGUUUUGGCAGGAAGGGAGUGAGUCUAGGAAGAAACAAAUUAGUCUGCUGAUGUGGUGGUUGUUAGCUUGAUGUCGUUUACCCUGUUGGUGUUAGGUAUUGCAGUACUGUGUGCUAUGUGAUGCGUUUGGUAGUAGUUAGUUGUAGGCUUUGCAGUACCAGCAGCUGUUCUUGUGCUUCGGCUUAAGUUGUGCAAUGGCUAGCUGAGUAGAAGUAGUUUGGGUAGUAGGUUGUGAUGUUUUCGGCAAACUGGUGAUGGUGAGAUCAUGAGUUUCAGUUUAACUAGAGAACUGAUUUGAUCUU
This is a messenger RNA of Zea mays, 3874 nucleotides long. RefSeq names its product C2 calcium/lipid-binding plant phosphoribosyltransferase family protein. The transcript has a single exon. Bases 488 to 3505 code for a protein of 1005 amino acids. Lineage: Eukaryota; Viridiplantae; Streptophyta; Magnoliopsida; Poales; Poaceae. The record is from RefSeq and is marked validated.